Messenger RNA from Encephalitozoon hellem ATCC 50504, 411 nucleotides. RefSeq lists its product as uncharacterized. The coding region runs from base 1 to 411 and encodes 136 amino acids. NCBI's taxonomy places the organism in Eukaryota, Fungi, Microsporidia, Unikaryonidae. The transcript has a single exon. The record is from RefSeq and is a predicted model, not a curated record.
AUGAUACAUAUCUUCCUCUUCCUAGUGGGAACAUUCUGCAGUGGCAGUAUUUUGAUAAGCGAGGUUAAUAGCAAGACAGACACCUUCAAGUUCAACAACAUGAUCUUGAACAUCGAGAAAUCGGGAGCGUUUGAAAAAAACAUAAGUCGUGAGCCCAAUAGACCGGAGUACGUAGUGAGGGGAGAAAAAAACAAAUUUCAGAUAGAGUUUUUCACAAGCAUGACUAAUUUGAAGGUGACAAGGAUGAGUCCCAACAAGAUUAAGGUGGUUUAUGACUCUAAGGAUAGAUCUACAAGCGAUACUUACCUAGAAAUAUCGAUUAGGAACCAUGCGAUCAAGAGUUUUAAGAUAUUUGAUUUCUACACGGUUAAGAAAGCACAGCUUAGUUCAAAGUUAGACAUAAAAACUUGA